GUCCUCGUCCGUCCAGAGAUCGCUCUCAAAACUUUUUUCAGAAGCGAGCACGCGCGCGCGCUCCACCAUCACACGCGCCUCGCCGCGCCCGGUGCCGGCCGCGCGCGGUGGAUCGGAGAAAGGAGGAAGGGAGAGCCGGAGAGGGCAGCCGAUGGAGGCGCUCGCGCUCGCGGGCGGCGCCCGGCGUCGGCUGUCCGCGCGGGAGGAAGAGCUGCUGGGCCUCCUAGCCGGCUUCCCCGACGGCGCCGGCGAGUGCGGCUCCGACCGCGAGCUCUCCUUCUCCGACCUCGUCGAGGCCGGAGCCAGGCCCAACGCGGAAGCAGCGGCUGUCGCGGACCCUGCACCGGCACCGGCACCGGUCCUGUCGUCGCCCGGGCAGCACGAGCUGGCGGCCAAGCAGCAGCGGCAGCAGGCGGCGAGGCAGAGGGCGCGGCGGGGCAGCAGGGGCAGCUUCGGGGGAAGCGGGGACGGCGUGCUGCUCAACUUCUACGUGCCGGGCCUGCUCGCCCGGAGCAUGACCGCGCCACGGCCCGGGCGCGGGCCUCUGUCUCCAGGCGCAGGGCAGGGCGCGCCGCCGAAAGCGUCCGCCGCGGCCGCCGCCGCCGCCGGAAAGGCCAGCAGCAGGGCACGAGGGCCUCUGGGCAUCGGGUGCUGGCCGGCGCUGUGGGGCCGCGACCGUCGCCGACCGUCGUCGGCCAACGCCUGCGUCUGAAGUCUGAAAUCCUGAAGGUGGGAGACGAUCAUCAGGCGAGAUGCAUGUCGGACUAGCAGCAGUCCAUGUCCAGCACCACCAACCGGAGUACAGCAGCUAGCUUCAUGGGACUUUUUCUUUUUCUCUAUCAGCUAAUCUCGCAGCUAACCCCGAGAGUCUGCUCCUUGCACCUGUAAAUAGGGGUGGUAAAAGGUUUUGAAAUUUGACUUAGAUAAUCUAAGAGCUGAGUUCUUUUAGAAUUGGGCUGUAAUUUUAUAUAAUUUUAAACUAAAAAUAUAUAAGAAUCAAAUUGGAUGUAAAGAAACCACUUGAACCA
Messenger RNA from Panicum virgatum (switchgrass), 1028 nucleotides. Its product is annotated as translation initiation factor IF-2-like. The transcript is spliced from 2 exons. Lineage: Eukaryota; Viridiplantae; Streptophyta; Magnoliopsida; Poales; Poaceae. The record is from RefSeq and is a predicted model, not a curated record. The coding region runs from base 152 to 712 and encodes 186 amino acids.